Messenger RNA from Mesocestoides corti, 5307 nucleotides. Lineage: Eukaryota; Metazoa; Platyhelminthes; Cestoda; Cyclophyllidea; Mesocestoididae. The record is from the annotation of a GenBank genome assembly.
AUGCGUCAAAAGUCGCCGCCGUACUUUCUAUCUAAAAGCGCUCGAGCUGCUCUAUCUUUUACGCACAUCCCCGUUUUGCUGCCUCAGGUGGAUACCCCGAGGCAAUGUAGGAAACGACCCAAAAACAUUCCAGAUGCUCGCCUUGAUCUCUCUCGUUCAUUUGACCAUUCUCUGACCGUGUUCAUGGAUUGUGGGCCAUGUCACAGAUCUAACUGCCUCCAAUCAGUCACUCUGCCUUUCUCUGCAUCUCUCCUAGUGUACUUUAAGCGCGCUCGCCGUGUCGAUAUCUAUUUUUGCGACUCUCCUCAAAUGGCACUGUGUUUUGAAGACGCUGCCUCUCGAGAACGCUUCGUAAUCAUGACUGAUCUACCAAACCUCAGCUUUAUCCUCUAUGGACUUUCGUCAGCUUCUCUUUCUGUCCACGGCACGGUAGUUGCUGAUCAGCUUCAGGUUGACGUUUGUGUCAAAUCCUCUGCCAUUUUCGACACACCCAAUUUCAUUCAGUACGCGACUAGCCAGCAGCAAUUUGAUAAACUCUUCAACUUUAUCACCCUGCAAAUUUGGCCUCAAGAUGCUACCUUGGACAGCCUGCGGCUUCCCUUGUUUUCACAGUUAUCAGAGACGCAGGAAGAAUUCAUCACGUCACUUAAGGCAUUUUACGCGCUAAUUCAAUCUACCCAUAUACGCGAAUCUGCCGAAUGGAACGACCAUAACAUAGUUCAACCAAAGGAAAUUAAAAUUGAUCUCCUGCCCUAUCAGAUUGACGCAAUUCGUUGGAUGGUGUUUAGGGAAGGCAAUUCUGUUCCAAUUGUCGAUCAAAAAUGGAUAUAUCCUUACUUUGUAAAAAUAAACGACGAAAACCUUUUCUUUUCGGCCUUAUCUGGACAUUUCAGAAAAGCACUUCCCGACGUGCCGACAGAUGCCUGCCUCGGUGGUAUCCUUGCAGACGAAAUGGGUCUAGGCAAGACCCUUGAAAUUAUCUCCGUCAUUCUCCUCCGACCUUGUGAAGACCAAUCAGACAAGCCUCUCUAUGACCUGAACACCGAGUCGGACCUAGUUGGUGAAUUCGCCUAUCGUCAAGUUGAGGAUGAUGUGCUGAGUCACUUCGAAUCUCCAGCUUCGCCGUCCAACACUGAGACAACCGAGCCCAUGGUGGAGGAGAGUGUCUUCUGUGUUUGUGGAGGUGGCGUCGAUGCCUCGAUCGCACCACAGAGUGGUACCGUCUCGUGCAGUCGUUGUUCGUCCGCCUCCCUCCAACACGAGGCCUGUGUGCAGUUUAAGCGGUUAAUCGGAACAGCUGACGGGAAGUGCAUUCGGCAAAACUACAUAUGUCCGCUUUGCUGGAACAGUCUACGUGUACAUUCUAAGGCCACGCUGAUUAUCUCACCAGACCACAUCUGGCGCCAGUGGCAAGACGAGUUGUUGCAGCACGUCGACACUUCUCACCUCAAAAUUCUCAUAUACGAAGGCCUGACCUGUCCAGUCACCCGACUCACUCACACCUCGGCCUGGACGUCGACGCCAACGAAGAACGCCGAGACGGGGGAGGUCGUGUUUACCCCGGGGUUCGUUCAGCCGGCGGAAUUGGCGACCGCGGACAUCGUACUGACCACCUACACGGUCAUCCAACGCGAACUCGGCUGGGCUGCUGUUUCGACGGAGCAGCGAGUUGGUGAAGGCCAUCGACCGAGCCUGCGCACUGCUCAGCGCUAUCUCGCACCGCCCAGUCCGCUUGCUUGUGUCAUCUGGUGGCGGGUGCGUGUCUUGUCUCGUUCCCCCACCCCCUCCCCCUCCUCCUCCGCCGCCACCCUCACCUUACGUGUUUGCUUUCAGAUCUGUCUAGACGAGGCCCAGAUGGUGGAAGGUGUCACGUCGAAGACUGCUCGCAUGCUCUCGGAGGUUCGGGCAAUCCAUCGGUGGUGUGUUACCGGAACACCUGCUGAAAAGAGUCUCAUUGAUUUCUACGGUCUUCUGGCGUACCUCCGUGUGGAACCCUUUUCCUAUCGCCAUUACUGGAACGGUAUGCUUUACCAGCCUUUCAUAGAGGCCAUUCGGUCGGCUGAAGGUGUAGACCUCACCACGCGCAUCAGUACAACCGCUCUAGUCCGUGUGUUCUCCCGACUGUUGUGGCGUAACACGAAGGCCCUCAUCGGCGACCAAUUGAAAUUGCCCUCCGUCACCGAGCAAAUCCAUUGGUCAGCUCAAGGCCUGCGCUGGUCUAUUGGUUCAUCACCUAUCAAGGCUGACUUGUUGCCUUUUUUGCACCUCAGGGUCGACUUCACCACCGUCGAACGCUACAUCCACGACCGUGUGCUAUCCGACUGUGCAGAUGCCUUGCACCAGAUUCUGGCAGAGGAACCCAACUGCGACCUCAACAGCCCAUUGGCUACGCUCUCCGGCAGUGUGCACUGGCGUCUAGUUGCUCUGGUAACGCGCGCGCGCCAGACCUGCACCCACGCCAGUCUCGUGGUCAUCAACUCGACCGCCGGCCUUGGCGGCCGAGGUGGCGGCAAGUCGACCUCCGGCGCAUGCUCUGGUCGCAGGGAGCGGGGCAGGUGUACGGGAUUUCGACCGUCAGCUGACCCCACGCUUCAGGUGUCACGAAGUGGCAGGCUUCAGGGCACUGGCUGUGCGACAAUGAGCGAUGUCAUCAGACGCGUGAUUGACGACGUGCAUCAAGAAUGCGAGGCCAAUUACCGGACCUGGGUGUUCAACAAGAACGGUGCUGCUGCGUGCUUCAUUCUUCAGGAGAAGGUCAGUUGUGCCCCCUUCCUCACUUGCUACUCGUGGUAUUUGAGUAACGUAUUUAUGGAGGCCGCAACCUGUUACCGCGAGGUCCUGCGAACAGCCACCACUUUGGAGUCGAGACAUGGUGUGUUGGCCGACUGGAGCCAGCGUCUUCACUCCAUCACCAACCUCCACUGGCUCAUCCAGUGCUGUUCUGUGCCCCUGGAAAAAUAUGAACCUCAGCCAACUGUCGAAAAGAAGGCGGCGCUUUCUGAAGGUUUGGAAUCCAGUGAAUUACCCACGUGGGAGCAGCUUGAUCCGCGUGUUGAUAGGGACCUUGUGUGGAAAGCGAAACUCCUGCGAAUGGACUACCUCAAGCUACACUCGCGUCUCCUCGCGAAAGCCCGCGACAAACUCGAUCCAAUGGUGGCACGCGUAGAGAAGAGCCUGUCCCCGUCGGAAUUCCCCGCUACGCGCGACAAUCAGGACCCGUGGUUGAUGUGGCUUGACGAGGCUCUGAACAUCCUAGGCGAAGCCGACGUUUUGGAGCAGAUUCCGCUCAUCGUUGUAGCCGGUCUGCAGGGACGCUCGCAAUUCCGCACGACUCUUCUCCAGACGCGCUCCGGUGCGAUGUUCAAGGCUCUCCUACUCUCCGAACUCAAGACAGCGCUAGACGCGAGAAGGAGACUUCGAGAGGCCAUGGCGCCUCUCGAUCAUACGUGGAAUUGCUUCCUGGAGAGUGGAGAGGCGGACCGCAAGGUGCUACAGAAAUACUACAAUUGCUGCGCCCGAGACGAUCAACAACAGCAGCAACGAGAAGACGCCGGUAAGAAACCGGGUGUUCCCAAAUCCCCCAAACCAUCACCGCGCAAACGCCAGAAGCGCUCGCCCGCGACGAAGUGUGCUUACUGCGUCGCCAGCGAAGCCCUCAACGUCUACCGACAGGCCAUCAACCACGAGAAGUCCACCACUAGGAGCGCGCGGGCGCAGCGACGCGUCGAGCUUGAGCGCAUCUUAGACGACGCUGAGGCAACACACGAAGCCGACGACGACGACCUCCUUAGCGGCGAUUUCAAGUCUGUCGCUCUCAUCAACCCCUUCAUCGUGGCUCUGCAGACGGUCGCUGCGCAGGUGGCUCGCGUCCGAGAACCUUACGAGGAGUGCUGGGUGAAGUCGUUGUCUGGCAAGCUGGAGCGCCUUGUUCAGAUGCUCUUUCGUGAGCUCCUAUACACUGGACGCGUGCAGAUGUUGACCAAGGAAUGGUGGAACGUCCACGACGACACAGAGCAGUUCGUUCUGCGUCUUCAAGCCACCAGUCCAGCCGAACUGGCUUUCAUCAAACCCGAGGAGGUGGACUCCCAGCUGCACCAGCACAGCGUGGACGCCCUCGCCACCUGGUCCAGCCUCCAGAAUCGUCUGAGUCACCUCUCCUUCCUGCGCAACGCCCUCCAACAGCACUCCACGUCGUCCGCGACAUCCGGUGUCGGCGCCCUCGAGUGUCCGACGUGUCUGCAAGCGCAGUCGCCCUCGCGUCCGACCUUUGUCCUGCUUCCCGGAUGUUGGCACAGUCUGUGCCUCCCCUGCCACGAACGCAUCCAGGCUCAUGGAGUGCCCAGCCAACGACGCUGCCCCCUCUGCAGGAAGCCCUUCGAGGCAGCCUCCAACGCCACCAAGCGUCGACCUCUCACCCUGCUCCACUACGACGGUGGAAAGAAGCCCCAGUCGGCCGAUUCCCCAUCUGAUCCGAAGGAGGAGGAAAUUACCGUUAUUAGUCAAUUUCCUAUUGGGUGUCUCAUGACACGUGAGUACGUCUUCACGACGAUGGGAAAGAAAGCCCAGUCAGCUAAUGCUCCAUCCGACCUAAAGCAGGUUGAAAUUCCUGUUAUUGGUGACCACAGCUCCAAGAUUCAGGAGGUCAUUCGGUGUUUGAGGCGAAUCAAGGCAAAUGACGCGGACGCCAAGGCGGUCGUUUUUAGCUCCGUAAGUUGCCUUAGUUUUGAGCUGACUCCGCCAAACCCCCCAUCCCCUCCCCGCCCAACCAAGCUCCUCUCUCUCUCUCACGCGCUCCCUCAGUGGAUAUCAGUGCUCUACACGAUCGGCCGUGCCCUCGAUCAGAAUGGCAUUGCUUUCGCCACCCUCUUCAAGGCGCGCGACGGCAAAACUCUGAGCGGAUUUCGGCGUUAUGGUUCGCGCACCUGGGUUCUCCUACUGCCGAUCCGGCUGGGCGCGAACGGUCUUAAUCUCACGGAGGCCAAUCACGUCCUUCUGGUCGACCCUGUCCUCAAUCACGGUCGUGAGGUGCAGGCAAUCGCUCGGCUACAUCGAAUAGGCCAACGAAGGUCGUGCACAGUGCACCGCUUUCUUGUGCGCGACAGCAUCGAGACGGCCCUUCACGGCAUCUCCACGCGCCUCGACGGCACCGCGAAGGAAGAUGAGGAGGGGGCGGAGGAGGAGGAGGAGAAGGAGGCGGGAGAGGAGUUGGGCGGUCCUGUUGAAGAUCGCGCCCAGAUCCUUCAAAUGACAGUUGCGCAGCUCAUCAAUCUGCUCAAAAUUGUGGAUGUCCCCUCCGCCGGUGGCUGA